Molecule: messenger RNA, 245 nt
Organism: Cylicostephanus goldi
Lineage: Eukaryota; Metazoa; Nematoda; Chromadorea; Rhabditida; Strongylidae
Source: the annotation of a GenBank genome assembly
AUGAAGCGACCGAAGAAAGACGACCAUGCUGGAAUCCUGGCAAGGGUGCUUGUUGGCUACAAUGGUCAGAGUGGAGCGAUUGUUCUCAGACAUGUAAUGGUGGACAUAGAAGAAGAGAAAGAGUCUGUCCACAACCGGGUCGAUGCAAAGGUGGUGCUUUUGAGGUGGAACAAUGCAACACACAGGUACAUUUGUGCUUCCUUUCGACUUUUAAGCAGUGAGUUACGUAUAUAUAAUUUGUGAAA